AUGUCUUCUAGGGAACUGCAAAUCAAAACCACAUCGAGAGCCCUCCUUGCCGACGCCAUACUCCAGUUUCUGCUUGGAUUUACUCUUGGCAACGUGGUGGGAAUAUAUCUGGCUCAAAACCAUGACAUACCAAACCUGGCUAAAAAGCUUGAAGAAAUUAAAAAGGAUGUGGACACCAAGAAGAAACCCCCUAGUUCGUGAGGCUGACUCCAGCACUGCCUCCUGGAUAAACUGAUUCUCCUGUUCUUGAGGGCCUCCUUUACCAUCUGAACCAAAAGCUUUUGUUUUAAUCUCCAGCCUCAGCAGUUUUCUUCUUUGCUAGACCCUGCAUUGCCUUACAGCACAAAUGGAGCCACAAGUAAAGAACAGACCUUACUUUUCCAACAUCCUCACUUCUUCCCUUCCUCC
Messenger RNA from Hippopotamus amphibius kiboko, 408 nucleotides. Its product is annotated as short transmembrane mitochondrial protein 1-like. The record is from RefSeq and is a predicted model, not a curated record. The transcript is spliced from 2 exons. The coding region runs from base 1 to 201 and encodes 66 amino acids. NCBI's taxonomy places the organism in Eukaryota, Metazoa, Chordata, Mammalia, Artiodactyla, Hippopotamidae.